AUGCAUAAAGACGAAAAAGAACAAGAAAAUAAGGCCAACUGCCAACGCAACUCCCUUCGACAUCUCGUCACGAUAAACGCUAUCAAAUUUGGCACCGUAAGUGGAACUAAAGCUGGAAAUCGUGACGAAGACGAUUUCCUGAAAAGUAAAUAA
Molecule: messenger RNA, 153 nt
Organism: Brugia malayi
Lineage: Eukaryota; Metazoa; Nematoda; Chromadorea; Rhabditida; Onchocercidae
Exons: 1
Coding region: 1-153 (50 amino acids)
Source: RefSeq, a predicted model, not a curated record